UUGUUCCUGGCUGAGUGGGAAUACAACUCAAACCAAAUAGCCUGCAUUGAUAUAAUGUCAAAUAUAUCGUUUUACUAUCGUAAUUUAAAAGGUCGUCUAAAAAGUUCGCUCAGCGAAGUUAAAUAAGUUUUUAAUUGUGAUUCACGAUGUACUUUUUGUGAGAGUAGAGGAAUUAACCUUAGUUAAUAAGAUGGCUAGCAAACUGAAUUCGUCAUAACAUGCCAAAUUUUUCAUUUUUUCAUACCUUAAGAAAUCAAUGUAUUAAUUCUGCUUUUAAAACUAAAGCCUGGUCCCAGAUCGAAAGGUUCCGCGGGUGCUGUGUUCCUUGCAGAAGGAUGUCGGAGGAACAGAGUAACACCCAAAUCAAGCAGCUGAAAAGGGCGUUGGAGAGCCCUCCGUUUGACCAUGACGGGGAGGCCAAGAAGCUCAAAACAGACGACGACAAGACAGCCGAGGAGAAGAAAUUUCCUAAGAGAAAAGUUGCCCUGCUCGUGGCAUAUUCAGGCAAAGGAUAUUAUGGAAUGCAGAGAAAUCCAGGAAAUGCACAGUUUAAAACCAUAGAAGAUGAAAUUGUCACUGCGCUUAUCAAAGCUGGGUGCAUUCCUGAGAAUCAUGGAGAUGACAUGAAAAAGAUGUCUUUCCAAAGAUGUGCAAGGACUGACAAGGGUGUUUCUGCAGCUGGUCAGGUUGUCUCACUCAAGCUGUGGUUGGUUGAUAAAAUUCUGCAAAAGAUCAACACACAUCUCCCACCACAAAUAAGAGUUUUAGGCAUCAAGAGAGUCACAGGUGGCUUCAACUCCAAAAACAACUGUGAUGCCAGGACAUAUUCCUACAUGCUUCCUACUGUAGCCUUCUCUCUGAAAGACAGGGACCAAGAAGACACUUCGUUCCGCAUGGACUCGGAAACCCUUCAGAGGGUCAACACGCUGUUCGCCCUUUAUAAAGGCACCCAUAACUUCCACAACUUCACCUCGCAGAAGGGCCCGCGGGACCCGAGUGCCAAGCGCUACAUCACCCACAUGGCCUGCGGGGAGCCCUUCGUCAGGCAGGGGGCCGAGUUUGCCGUCAUCACGGUGCGGGGCCAGAGCUUCAUGAUGCACCAGAUACGGAAGAUGAUCGGCCUGGUGAUUGCCGUGGUGAAGGGCUACGCAGGGGAGGAGAUCAUGGAGAGGAGCUGGGCAGAGGAGAAGGUGGAUGUGCCCAAGGCUCCCGGGCUCGGCCUCGUACUGGAGAGGGUGCACUUUGACCGGUACAACAAGCGCUUUGGGGGAGAUGGCCUUCACGAGACCCUGGAGUGGACCCAAGAGGAGGACGCCAUUGCGGCCUUUAAGGAUGCACACAUCUAUCCAAGUAUAGUGGAGACAGAAUGUCAGGACAAAUCUAUGGUUAGCUGGAUGACAACACUGCCCAUUCAUGACUUUGAGGCUACUGCUGCAGGAAAACAGGAACGCAAGGAUGAAGAUGAAGAUGGAAGUGCAUCUGACUAAAUCAUUUGGAGAGGAUUAUUUUUUUGCAGUUAUUGUUUUGUUUGGCUAAACCUAUGUUUAACUGUCGCUGUCAAAUGAUUUACUUCACAUUUGCCAUAUUACACUUUUGAAAUAAAAAGUUUUAUUUUGA
This is a messenger RNA of Electrophorus electricus (electric eel), 1617 nucleotides long. RefSeq names its product pseudouridine synthase 1 (gene pus1). Gene Ontology annotation, biological process: mRNA pseudouridine synthesis; tRNA pseudouridine synthesis. Gene Ontology annotation, molecular function: RNA binding; pseudouridine synthase activity. NCBI's taxonomy places the organism in Eukaryota, Metazoa, Chordata, Actinopteri, Gymnotiformes, Gymnotidae. The record is from RefSeq and is a predicted model, not a curated record. Gene Ontology annotation, cellular component: nucleus.